AUGAAUCAUCUUUAUGUCUUCGGCAUUCUUUUGUUGGGUGCAGUUCAAAGUGUCUACUGUCUCCCAGAAGCACUUCGUCAUCGUUCGGAUACUUGUGCUCCAAGCUUGAUAACAACCACAUAUGUCAGUACCAUCUCAACGGUCAAGACAGUUUCUCAUUCAUGCUUCACCCGCACAACUACCACCAUUCAAAAUUCGUUCCCUUGCUCGGGAACAAAAACCUUCAACCGUGCCACUUGCCCGCCAGUUCCAUUAUGUAUCAUUCUCUCAACAACCACCAUAACCGUCCCACCAAGUGACAGGUGCUGCAAAGCAACUCCAACAGUCACCGUCCCAGGUGCAUGCGCAAAAUGCCAGACGGGAUGUGCCACGGAGCUCAGCACGGUAACUGUCACUGCAAGGCCGCUACCCUACAACCCAGGCGGUCCUCAAUUGCCCCCGACCAAGAGACCAGGAGGUUCCAUCAUACCAUGCACAUCCACUCUGAGUCGAUUGGAUCAAUUUGGCCUUGGACCUACGGAAACAAUCUUUCCAUCUACGGUGACGGCCACAAGUAGCGUGGACUGUGCGGGCUGCGAAGCUUUGAGUGUUGUGUUCUUUGGAGGUGUUGGUCCUGUAGUGAUAGUCACAACCACGGUGGAAGCUUCUGUGCCAACCACUACCACGGCUUUUGUUUGCUCUGCAACACCGGCAUAA
Molecule: messenger RNA, 696 nt
Organism: Sclerotinia borealis F-4128
Lineage: Eukaryota; Fungi; Ascomycota; Leotiomycetes; Helotiales; Sclerotiniaceae
Source: the annotation of a GenBank genome assembly